Messenger RNA from Antechinus flavipes (yellow-footed antechinus), 770 nucleotides. RefSeq names its product ras-like protein. Gene Ontology annotation, molecular function: GDP binding; GTPase activity; GTP binding. NCBI's taxonomy places the organism in Eukaryota, Metazoa, Chordata, Mammalia, Dasyuromorphia, Dasyuridae. The coding region runs from base 1 to 576 and encodes 191 amino acids. Gene Ontology annotation, cellular component: plasma membrane. Gene Ontology annotation, biological process: Ras protein signal transduction. The record is from RefSeq and is a predicted model, not a curated record. The transcript has a single exon.
AUGCUGUACAAGUUGGUGGUGAUGGGCAGCCCCGGCGUGGGCAAGAGCGCGCUGACCAUCUGCUUCCUCCAGAAGCGCUUCGUGGCCGAGUGCUUCCCCUCUGACAUGGGCCUGUACCACAGUGAGGUGGAGGUGGACGGGAUCCCCUGCGAGCUGAUCAUCUUGGACACUCCGGGAGGCGAGCAGCACCCCGACCGGUGGGAGGACUUCAUACGCUGGGGAGAGGGCUUCCUCUGUGUCUACGCCGUGGACUACAUCAAGACCUUCGUGGAUGUGAACUUCUUCUGGGACCAGCUCCAGAAGGUCAAGGGCACCAGCCGGGUGCCCAUGGUGCUCGUGGCCAACAAAAUUGACCAGACCCACUGGCUGGUGGACUCGGACUUGGGCCAGGAAGCAGGCAGGAACCUCAAGGUGCCCUUUGUGGAAACCUCGGCCAAGACCCAGCAAGGGGUGGAGCAGGCCUUCUAUGAGCUGAUCCGGGAGAUUCGGAGGAUGCGAGGGGAGGAGCCCCAGAGCUGCCUGAGGCCUCUCAGGUGGAGGCAGAGCUUCGGGCUCAGGAACUGCUCCCUCUUGUAGGCCCGGUGUCCUGGGCCCGCUCCUGAGCUCUUGGGGGCCUCUCCCAGCCCUUCCCUAGCCUCCUACAGCCAAACCCUGCUGCAGCUCCUUGGGAGCUCUUGGUGGGUCAUCCAUGUUCUUCCUUAGGAGUUUUCUGGCCUGGGCAUCCCCGCCACCUUGGGCAAGACGGGCGAUUCUCCUGUUUCAUUUGAGAG